Molecule: messenger RNA, 589 nt
Organism: Sitophilus oryzae (rice weevil)
Lineage: Eukaryota; Metazoa; Arthropoda; Insecta; Coleoptera; Curculionidae
Gene: mRpS16
Product: probable 28S ribosomal protein S16, mitochondrial
Exons: 2
Coding region: 112-528 (138 amino acids)
Biological process (GO): mitochondrial translation
Cellular component (GO): ribosome; mitochondrial small ribosomal subunit
Molecular function (GO): structural constituent of ribosome
Source: RefSeq, a predicted model, not a curated record
GAUGGAUUGACGUUUGACUGGGACUGGGGAAGGGGGGAAGAAGUGAGCGACCUUAACCUCAAAAAUAUUUUUAGUUUGGUUGCGAAAAUAAAAUACGAAAUCAGAGACGAGAUGUUGUUUCCUCCAGCCAGCGGAGUAGGAGUUACAGGCGGUUUUAUUAUAAAAGCACCGAAAGUAAUUCGAUUGCUACGAAAAGGAUGUACCAACAGACCCUUCUAUCAUAUCGUUGUUGCUGUGAGCGGAAAUCAUCAAAGCCGACCAGUUAUCGAACAAUUAGGCACCUACGAUCCCAUGCCUAACGAACAAAACGAAAGACUAGUGUCUCUGAACUUCGAAAGAAUAAGUUAUUGGAUAGGCAAUGGCGUUACCUUUUCCACACCUACAGCUCAACUUUUAGGCCUCGCAGGCUACUUACCCAUACACCCAACGAGUUAUAUAUCUGCGUGGAGGAAUAGACAAAAAUUAGAGGAAGAAAAAGCCAAAGAAUUAGAGAUUUCAGAACAAAAAGAGGCUAACGCUAGCCAAUAAAGAGUUAAGUUUUAUAUAAUUUAGAAUAGGUAGUUAAAUAAAAGAUUGUUUAUACUUUUAA